This is a messenger RNA of Emericellopsis atlantica, 2111 nucleotides long. RefSeq names its product dynein light intermediate chain. The record is from RefSeq and is a predicted model, not a curated record. Gene Ontology annotation, molecular function: dynein heavy chain binding. The transcript has 5 exons. The coding region runs from base 414 to 1982 and encodes 522 amino acids. Gene Ontology annotation, cellular component: cytoplasmic dynein complex; centrosome. Gene Ontology annotation, biological process: microtubule cytoskeleton organization; microtubule-based movement. Lineage: Eukaryota; Fungi; Ascomycota; Sordariomycetes; Hypocreales; Bionectriaceae.
GCUCAAGCCUCUGCGGCUCUAGGUUAGCACUCGGUCAGAGACCCGCGUCUUUUUUUGCGGGUCCAGCCAUUUUCGGACAGACGCGACAAAGCUCUCCAGUCUGUACCUCAUUUGCCUGCUACGAACCUGGACAGAGCAUCAUAACAACUACCACUUACCGAUUGUCCGCCUACUGACGCAUUUGGGUCGACCGCCUCCGCAUUGCGCAUUGCUGUCUGAAUUUUCGACACUCUUUGGACGGUUCCAAGGAGUUUCAUGUGCAAGAGCCAGCGCCAUGAUCGCCUAACUCGGUACCCCUGAUCCACCUAGCAAACAACUAGCACCGUCGACACGGGUUUCGAGCGUGCUUCGGCGAGGAAGAAUACGAGUGCUACUGAAGAAACCGCCGAUCGAAACUCCCUUGGCUCAACAACAUGAACUCACCCGCAAACCGCCACUCGACGCAGACCGCUGGGUCGGGCGAAGCAGAUGGGCAGAAUGGGGAGCAGAAGAAGAACCUCUGGAUCUCGAUGCUAGAGUCCGUCGCCAGUGGGAAGCGACUACCGGAGAAGAAUCUCGUGGUUCUGGGCGGCACGCCAGACUCGCAACGGGACUUUCUAGAUUCCUUGUCCAGCUCGGAAUCGAGACGCAAUUUUGACCGGCACAAGAUACCGCCGGUAGCGAACAACUUCGCGCUAGGUUACACAUACUACGAUGUGCUAGACGCUGAUCAAGAUGACACGCUGGCUCGAGUCUCACUAUACCUACUGUCUCAACCAUCCGCCGAAUUCGCCUCUCUCAUCGCACCCCUCCUGACGCCCCGAGCCAUACCGAACACUGCGCUCGUGAUAUUGCUUGACUGGUCCCAGCCACACCUGUGGCUCCGCCAAAUACGUCAGUGGAUCAUCCUGUUCCUGUCCGUCACCAAGCAGCUUGGAGAUGACGAGCGUUACGAGAUGAACGACGUGAUGGAGGCGUGGAAAACGCGUGGACGAGGUGGUGCGUCGGUCAACCUGGACGGAACCCCUUCGGCGCAGGCAGUAUCAGGGGAAGACGACAGCUCCUUGCCACAAGGGCCUGGAGAAUGGACCGAGCCACUUGGUCUACCCUUGUGUGUGGUUUGUCAGAAUGCGCAACGGAUGGAGGUCCUGGAGAAGCACAAUGGCUGGAAAGAGCAAGCAUUCGACCACGUGCUGCAGUAUCUCCGGACGGUGCUCUUAAGGCACGGCGCCUCGCUCAUAUACACGUCGCAAAAUGCCCCCUCACAGCUCACGCCACUCAUUCAUUCGACGCUGGGGAUCACAUCUCUUUUGAAGAAGCAGCCACUGAAGCAGAACGUCAUUGAUCGCGAUAAGAUUGUGGUCCUGCCCAACUGGGACUCGUGGGGCAAGAUUCGUGUUCUGGGCGGGCAAUUCGAGGCCGAGACGAUAUCACAAGGCUGGGCCGAGGACAUUGACGAGCGAUUCAGCGGCGAAUUCCCCAGCUUGGAGGUAUUGGCGCAGAAUCGUACCGCGCAGAAGGAGACGGCCGAUCCACUUCAGACCGAGAGUGCAAUCGCGCAGUACGAGGAGUGGUGCCAGGAAUCCGCUAGUGAUGGCCUAGCCAUUGUCGAGUCGAUACUGCAGAAGAAGCAAGCUGGUGUCACGGUGUACAGUGAAGACGCGCAAGAAUUCUUGGAGAAGCAAGUCAAGCGCCUGGAGAUGGCCAGGAACAAGGCGGCGCCGACGGAGAAGACCAUGCCGGAGCCGCCACCAGGCUGGUCGGAGAGAGAGCAUGUCAGUGAGCACAUUGGCCCCGUGCAGUUCAAUGUUGGCGGGAUCCAGGUGGACGCGGAUGAUAUGUUGCAGCGCAUCAAGGACCGCAAUACAUUCUCCUCUCCCGAGCCAGCGCCGGAAGAGGCAGAGCAGCCCGAGGCGUCUAACGUCACCAAGCAAUACGAUAACGAGCAGCUACACAAUUUUUUUCAGAAUCUCAUCAACAAGCCCGCUGGAGGAGGGUCUUAGACGUGCGAGGGCAUUCCUCACGUGCUCAUUUGUUUAGACGCCAUAAUACUGUACUCAUACCGCACGGCGAGUGGUGGUAGAUUAGAUACCCUUUUUGACAGCAGAAAGCAUGUACGUGUGAGCGAGGGA